UCCUCUGAUUUCGUGUUGGCCAAAACGGAUUGCGCAUGCGCGAAAUAAAGCACUACCUCUGUCUCUUUUCUUCUUACUCUCUUUCCUUUUCUAACGGAUUUAGAGGCGCAUUUAAAUGCUAAGGCGUUAAAGUGCUAUAGACAGCUAUAGAUUGACUUGAUAAAAGUCGGAAAAAAAAUUGUGUGAAGUGUGUGAUUGUAAAGUGUGUGAUUGUGAAGUGAUUGUGAAGUAAUUUGUGUAUUGGAAGCAUAGGAAGGAAAGUUAACCUGUAUAAAUUUUAUACAGGUUUUCUUUUCUUUGAGAGCACUUUGAUCUUAGCUUUGUUUCAGAUUUUUUGCUACGAGAAGGAAUUAGAAAAUGGAAAAAACCAUUAAAAACUUUAAAAAAGAAAGUCAUUGGUGUGCAGUGACAGGAUGUAUGAGCACCAUAAAUGUGGAAAAACGACACUUCUUCCUUUUUCCAAAAGAACAUGAUAGGUGGUUGGCAUGGGUUCAAGCAUGCAGAAGAUCAGAUUUAAUACCGAAAGGCCCCGAGUAUGCUCACCGCAAUUGUCGAUUGUGCCAUGUACAUUUUGAGGAAGAUAAAUAUAAAAUGGUCAAAAGUCGAGCUCGCCUUCAUCCAGAUGCUGUACCAACAAGAUGUUUAGAGUUCACUAAUAAUAACAGUACUACAGCUUCUACAGUAUCAACGGAUGUAAUAGUAUCAAUGGAAAAUGAAAACAAUAAUGUAAGCACAAUAAUGGACAACGAUGAGGCUUUGAACAUUGAACAACACAUGUCAAUGGACACUGUACAAGAAGAAACAACAAGCAAUACAUGUUUCAACGUUGGAACGUUUGAGAUGGAUCUGGAUGUACAGAUUGCAACUCCAUCAACAAGCAGAGAAGAAAAUAACAGUAACUUGCAAUUACCUGAACCUGAACGUGUAAUGAAUAAUGAUGCUGAAAUUGCUGGACCGAGCACAUCUGGCACAUGUACGAAGACCCAGCAAGCAAAUAUGUCUUCCGACAAUUCUCCUCAAAAGACGAAACUGAGAUUGAAGAAUAAGAAGUUGAAAGCGCAAGUUAAAAGUCUGCGAGAAACGAUUAGACGGUUACGAAAAGGUAAAGUGCCUAACUCCAACAAAAAAGCAGCAAAUGCGGAGGAUGCGGAUCAGUUUGAGACUCUGCGUACAUUAGGAAGUAAGUUAUUACCUGUAAGAUUUGCGAGAUUGUUGUCGGCACAAAUUGAUGCGCAAGUAAAACGUAGUCGUGGUAGAAGGUACAAUCCUGAAUUUAAAAAAUUCGCAUUAUGUUUAUAUUUUUUAAGUCCGCGAAACUAUAGAGAAUUGAAGAAAUCAAUUCCAUUACCCUCAAUACGUUGUUUACAAUCAUUGACUCAAACG
Messenger RNA from Temnothorax curvispinosus, 1383 nucleotides. Its product is annotated as 52 kDa repressor of the inhibitor of the protein kinase-like. Gene Ontology annotation, molecular function: sequence-specific DNA binding. The transcript is spliced from 7 exons. Lineage: Eukaryota; Metazoa; Arthropoda; Insecta; Hymenoptera; Formicidae. The record is from RefSeq and is a predicted model, not a curated record. The annotation marks the transcript as partial.